Moesziomyces antarcticus is the source of this 573-nucleotide messenger RNA. RefSeq lists its product as uncharacterized. The transcript has a single exon. Lineage: Eukaryota; Fungi; Basidiomycota; Ustilaginomycetes; Ustilaginales; Ustilaginaceae. The coding region runs from base 1 to 573 and encodes 190 amino acids. The record is from RefSeq and is a predicted model, not a curated record.
AUGGCGGCCUCUACGUCGACAUCGCACCCCGCGGCGGGUGGAUCCACUCGCACUGGCGGCAAUGCUUCCAACCAGCUGUACGCCCUCGCUUCGCGCGUACCGCUCAUCAAGUCGCCCUCGAUCUCGCUGCCCAAACCCGUCACACUUCCCGCCGAUCUGCAUCCACUCCCGCACGACAUCUCGGCGUACUUUGUGUAUCCGUUCAGCCUCGAGUCGUAUGUCCUCGAUCCCAACACUCCGUCGUCUACUACCAUCGAUCAGCUCCUCGAAAAGCACGCACAGUAUCUGAAGCACAGGGAAGAGGACAAGCAGAAACGACAGCGAGACAUGCUUCAUAAACUGGCCCCGGGGUGGCAGGGUGCAAGUGGCGUACUACAGCCAACGUCGACGGCGUGGAACCAGUCCAACCCUAGUGCGGGUCAGAACACGAAUGCGGUACAGCCCCAGCACCAGGAGCAACAGCAGCAACAGCAGCAGGAAAGAACUCCGCUCGAUGAUCUUGCUGAUCACCUCGCACAGCUAGACGCUCUCCAUUCACAGCCUCCCCCAACAAGCGAGCAACCGAGCUCCUAG